Lagopus muta (rock ptarmigan) is the source of this 8732-nucleotide messenger RNA. RefSeq names its product translocated promoter region, nuclear basket protein (gene TPR). The coding region runs from base 53 to 7159 and encodes 2368 amino acids. The transcript has 51 exons. Gene Ontology annotation, biological process: protein import into nucleus; mRNA export from nucleus. Gene Ontology annotation, cellular component: nuclear pore. Gene Ontology annotation, molecular function: structural constituent of nuclear pore. Lineage: Eukaryota; Metazoa; Chordata; Aves; Galliformes; Phasianidae. The record is from RefSeq and is a predicted model, not a curated record.
CGCCUGCGCCCUGUGCGCGUCGCGAGCGGUGGCGCCCUGCACUGCGCCCAAGAUGGCGGCCGUGCUGCAGCAGGUCCUGGAGCGGGCCGAGCUCGCCAAGUUGUCCAAGCCGGUGCAGGGAAAGCUGGAGCGUUUUCUGGCAGAUCAGCAGAGCGAGAUCGAUGGGCUGCGAGCCAGGCAUGAGCGCUUCAAGGUGGACAGCGAACAACAGUACUUUGAAGUAGAAAAGCGUCUGGCUCAAAGUCAGGAGAGACUUGUAAAUGAGACACAAGAAUGUCAAACUCUCCGUGAGGAGCUUAAAAAACUUCAUGAACAGCUGAAGUUGCUGAAUGAGAAAAAUAAAGAGCUCGAAGCUGCUCAGGAUCGUAAUGCAGCCAUUCAGAGCCAUUUAGGUAGAGAAAAAGAAGAACUGGAAGCUGAGAAGAGAGAUUUGGUUCGAACAAGUGAAAGACGAUCUCAGGAAGUUGAGCAUUUGAAUGAGGAUGUUAAACGCUUAAAUGAAAAGCUUACAGAAGCAAACACAGAAAAAGUGAAACUGCAGCUGAAGUUGGAUGAACUUCAAACAUCAGAUGUUACUGUGAAGUACCGUGAGAAGAGGUUGGAGCAAGAAAAAGAACUGCUGCAGAGUCAAAACACUUGGCUGAACUCUGAGUUGAAAGCCAAAACAGAUGAACUUCUACAUACUGCCAGGGAGAAAGGCAGUGAAAUCUUAGAACUUAAAUGUAAUCUGGAGAACAAGAAAGAGGAGGUUUCCCGGAUGGAAGAACAGGUAAACAGCUUAAAACAGUCUAAUGAAAAUCUUCAGAAACACGUGGAAGACCUUUUGAAUAAACUGAAGGAGGCAAAAGAACAACAAGCUGGUAUGGAGGAAAGAUUCCACAAUGAACUGAAUGCCCACAUCAAAUUAUCUAAUUUGUAUAAGAGUGCUGCUGAUGACUCAGAGGCAAAGAGCAAUGAACUGACAGGUGCGGUAGAAGAGCUGCACAAGCUUCUAAAGGAAGCAGGUGAAGCUAAUAAAGCAACCCAAGAGCAUUUGGCUGAGUUGGAAGAGGCAAAAGCUGUAAUGGAAAAAGAAUUGAGAGAGAAGAUAAGUAAGCUGGAAAAGGAACUGGAGAAUGCUAACGAUCUACUGUCAGCAACAAAACGUAAAGGAGCCAUAUUGUCUGAGGAGGAACUGGCAGCCAUGUCUCCCACUGCUGCAGCAGUCGCUAAAGUAGUAAAACCUGGAAUGAAAUUAACGGAGCUCUACAAUGCAUAUGUAGAAACUCAGGAUCAGUUGCUUUUGGAAAAGCUGGAGAAUAAGAGAAUCAAUAAAUAUUUGGAUGAAAUAGUGCAGGAGGUUGAAGCCAAAGCACCAAUUCUGAAACGUCAGCGUGAGGAAUUUGAGCGUUCCCAAAAAGCUGUUGCUAGUCUAUCUGCAAAGCUUGAGCAAGCUAUGAAGGAAAUCCAGAGAUUGCAGGAGGAUGCUGAUAAAGCCAAUAAGCAGACCUCUGUGCUUGAAAGAGAAAACCAGAGACUGGAAAUACAAGUGAAAGACCUCUCACAGCAGAUUCGUGUGCUGUUAAUGGAACUUGAAGAAGCUAGAGGCAAUCAUGUGAUUCGUGAUGAAGAAGUGAGCUCUGCUGACAUCAGUAGCUCUUCCGAAGUAAUAUCUCAACAUCUGGUGUCUUACAGAAACAUUGAAGAACUUCAGCAGCAGAAUCAGCGUCUCCUGGUGGCUCUUAGGGAGCUGGGAGAGGCUAGAGAAAAAGAGGAGCAAGAAACAACAUCAUCCAAAAUUUCUGAGCUUCAAAGUCAACUUGAUGAAGCUCUCAAUGAGCUAGAAAAACUGCGUGAGUCACGUCAUCAUCAGUUGCAGCUCGUUGAGUCUAUCGUUCGUCAGCGUGACAUGUUUCGCAUAUUGUUGGCACAGACCACGGGAGCUGUCAUUCCUUUGCAAGCAUCUGGUAUCUUGCCAGAAGAGAUUUCUCUUACAUCUACUCCAAAGCGCUCAACUAUACCUCAAGCCAUGUCAACUCCAGCUCCAGCGUCAAUGAGUGAGUCAGUGGAGACUGCGGAGGCUAAAGCUGCACUUAAGCAGUUGCAGGAAGUUUUUGAGAACUAUAAAAAGGAGAAAGCAGAGAAUGACAAGUUGCUGAAUGAACAAAAUGAAAAGCUUCAGGAGCAAGUCACAGAAUUGAGGUCACAAAAUGCAAAGAUAUCCACACAGCUGGAGUUUGCCUCCAAACGUUAUGAAAUGCUGCAAGAUAAUGUUGAAGGCUAUCGUCGAGAAAUAACAUCUCUACAUGAAAGAACCCAGAAACUCACAGCAACAACUCAGAAGCAAGAACAGAUCAUUAACACUAUGACUCAAGACCUGAGAGGAGCUAAUGAAAAACUGGCAGUGGCAGAGGUGAGAGCAGAAAAUCUGAAAAAGGAGAAAGAUAUCUUGAAAAUGUCAGAUGUGCGUUUGACUCAGCAACGUGAGUCUCUACUGGUUGAACAAAGAGGACAGAACUUGCUACUUACUAAUUUGCGAACUAUUCAGGGAAUACUGGAGAGGUCUGAGACGGAAACAAAACAAAGACUCAAUAAUCAGGUAGAAAAGCUGGAGCGUGAGAUAUCUCAGCUAAAGAAGAAACUAGAAAACGAGGUGGAACAAAGACAUGCUCUUACCAAAAAUCAGGAGGUUCACAUCCUGGAUCUUAAGAGGCAGCUAGAGACUGAGACAAACCGUCAUGUUCACACGAAGGAGCUUUUGAAGAAUGCCCAGAAAGAAACUACAGUGUUGAAACAACAGCUUAAUAAUACAGAGGCUCAGCUAGCAUCUCAGUCAUCACAGAGGGCUCCAGGGAAAGGUCAGCCUGGUACAAGUGAAGAUGUGGAUGAUCUUGUAAGUCGACUAAGACAAGCUGAUGAACAAGUCAAUGACCUAAGAGAAAGACUCAAGACUAGUUCUAGCAAUGUGGACCAGUACAGAGCCAUGGUUCUUAGUCUAGAGGAAUCUCUUAAUAAGGAAAAACAAGUGACAGAAGAAGUUCGUGCAACAGUUGAAGCUCGUCUGAAGGAGUCUUCAGAGUAUCAAGCACAGCUGGAAAAGAAGUUGAUGGAGUCAGAAAAAGAAAAGCAGGAACUUCAAGAGGAAAAGCGUAAAGCAGUGGAGAAUAUGGAACAACAGCUAUCAGAACUAAAGAAGAGCCUGUCAGCUUUGCAAUCAGAAGUUCAGGAGGCCCUUCAGAGAGCCAGCACAGCUCUAAGUAAUGAACAGCAAGCCAGACGUGACUGUCAGGAACAAGCAAAAAUGGCUUCUGAAGCUCAGAAUAAAUAUGAACGGGAAUUAAUGCUUCAUGCUGCUGAUGUUGAGGCAUUACAGGCUAUUAAAGAACAAGUUGCCAAGAAUACAGCAGUAAAGCAGCAGCUUGAGGAAGCUGCACAGAAAGCUGAGUCUACGUUGCUAGAAUGCAAAGCCUCCUGGGAAGAGAGGGAAAGAAUGAUGAAGGAUGAAGCUUCAACACUUGCAUCCCGCUGUGAAGAUUUGGAAAAACAAAAUCGAUUAUUACAUGAGCAACUGGAAAGUCUGAGUGACAAGAUGGUGACCUCUAUGAAAGAAGCUAUGCCAGCUGCAUUAAAUGUUUCUCUCAAUGAGGAAGGGAAAUCUCAGGAACAAAUUUUAGAAAUUCUUAGAUUUAUACGUCGAGAAAAGGAGAUUGCAGAAACUAGAUUUGAGGUGGCCCAGGUGGAAAGUUUGCGUUUUCGUCAGAGAGUGGAGCAUCUGGAAAGAGAACUCCAGGAAGUGCAAGACAGUCUCAAUGCAGAGAGAGAGAAGGUGCAGGUAACAGCAAAAACCAUUGCGCAACAUGAAGAAUUAAUGAAGAAGACAGAAACCAUGAAUGUACUUAUAGAAACCAACAAGAUGCUAAGAGAAGAGAAAGAGAGGCUAGAACAGGAGCUGCAGCAAAUGCAAGCAAAGGUACGCAAGCUUGAGGCAGACAUUCUACCUCUACAGGAGUCUAAUGCUGAACUGAGUGAGAAGAGUGGAAUGUUGCAGGCAGAGAAAAAGCUUUUGGAAGAAGAUGUCAAACGCUGGAAAACCCGAACACAGCAUUUGUUGAGUCAGCAGAAGGACACGGAUCUUGAAGAAUAUCGGAAGCUACUUUCAGAAAAAGAGGCAAAUACCAAGCGUAUACAGCAAAUGAGUGAAGAAACAGGCAGGCUUAAAGCUGAAAUUGCCAGAACUAAUGCAUCCUUGACUACAAGCCAGAAUCUUCUUCAGAACUUGAAGGAUGAAGUAGCCAAAAUAAGAGCAGAGAAGGAAACUUUGCAGAAAGAACUAGAUGUUAAGGUGGCUGAUAUACAGGAAAAAGUGAAAACUAUAACACAGGUCAAGAAAAUUGGGCGCAGAUACAAGACUCAGUAUGAGGAGCUGAAAGCACAGCAUGAUAAGAUGGUUGCCGAAGCAGCAACUCAGUCUUUAGUAGAGCAACAAGAAGAACAAGUUUCUGUCCAGGAAGUACAAGAACUGAAAGACUCUCUCAGUCAAUCUGAAGUGAAGACAAAGACUUUGGAGAAUCAGGUUGAAAAUUUACAAAAGACUAUAACAGAAAAGGAAACUGAAGCUAGAAAUCUUCAGGAUCAGGUAUCACAGCUACAGUCAGAGCUUGCUCGUUUUCGUCAAGAUCUGCAAGAGAAGACUACACAGGAGGAGCAGCUUAGGCAACAAAUCUCUGAGAAGGAAGAGAAAACUAGGAAAACCUUUCUCGCAGCCAAGCAGAAAAUUGCGCAAUUAGCUGGUACAAAAGAACAGCUAACUAAAGAAAAUGAAGAGUGGAAGCAGAAGAGCAAUUCAUUAGAAGAGCAGAAGACUGAACUGGAAGUACGGAUGAGUGCACUCAAGUCACAGUAUGAAGGUCGAAUCUGCCGCCUGGAAAGAGAGCUUAGAGAGCAGCAAGAGCGACACCAUGAGCAGCGAGAUGAGCCGGCAGAAUCUACAAAUAAGGUUCCAGAGCAGCAGAGGCAAAUUUCACUCAAGUCUACUCCAGCUUCAGGUGAAAGAGGAAUUGCUAGCACUUCAGAUCCACCAACAGCAAAUAUUAAGCCAACACCUGUUGUGUCAACUCCAAGUAAAGUGACUGCUGCUGCUAUAGCUGGGAAUAAAUCUACUCCAAGAGCUAGUAUCCGUCCAAUGGUUACUCCUGCUACAGUCACUAAUCCUACCACUACUCCAACAGCCACAGUUAUGCCUACAACACAAGUGGAGACUCAGGAAGCUAUGCAGUCAGAAGGACCUGUGGAGCAUGUUCCUGUCUUUGGAAGCACUAGUGGAUCUGUGCGUUCCACCAGUCCAAAUGUUCAGACAUCUCUCUCUCAGCCUAUCUUGACUGUUCAGCAGCAGACUCAAGCAACUGCUUUUGUGCAGCCCACUCAGCAAAGUCAUCCUCAAGUCGAGCCUGCUAAUCAGGAGCCAUCCCCUACCAUUGUAGAAGUUGUACAGAGCUCUCAAAUAGAGAGGCCAUCCACUUCUACAGCAGUGUUUGGCACAGUUUCAGCUACCCCAAGUUCUUCACUGUCUAAACGUCCACGAGAGGAAGAGGAAGAUAACACUGUGGAAAACUCAGACCAGAUUUCAGAGGAAACAGUGGAUGUACCUCUUCCAAAGAAACUGAGGAGCAUACAGAGGGUUGGACCUGAGGAGGAAGUGACAGCAGAAGAAAGCACUGAUGGUGAAGUAGAAGCUCAGACAUACAAUCAAGACUCACAGGACUCCAUUGGAGAAGGUGUUACACAGGGAGAGUAUGCUCCCAUGGAGGAUAAUGAAGAAACUUCUCAGUCUAUCCCAAUAGAUCUUGGGCCUCUUCAGUCAGAUCAGCAAAAUACUACUUCAUCUCAGGAUGGUCAGUCCAAGAGAGACGAUGUCAUUGUGAUUGACAGUGAUGAUGAAGAUGAUGAUGAUGAUGAAAAUGAAGGCGAACAGGAAGAUUAUGAAGAUGAGGAAGAGGAAGAUGAAGAUGAUGAUGAAGACACAGGGAUGGGAGACGAAGGUGAUGACAGUAAUGAAGGAACUGGUAGUGCUGAUGGUAAUGAUGGAUAUGAAGCAGAUGAUGCUGAGGGUGCUGAUGGUACCGAUCCUGGAACAGAAACUGAGGAAAGUAUGGGAGGAGGUGAAAGCAACCAGAGGGCAGCAGAUUCUCAAAACAGCUGUGAAGGAAGUACAAGUGCCGCGGAGUCCACUUUUCCUCAAGAAAGUUCUAGAGAACAGCAGCCAUCAUCUGCCUCAGAGAGACAGGCCCCUCGACCACCACAGUCACCACGCAGACCACCACAUCCACUGCCUCCACGAUUGACUAUUCACGCUCCUCCUCAAGAGCUAGGUCCCCCAGUCCAGAGAAUCCAGAUGACUCGAAGACAGUCAGUGGGACGUGGACUUCAGCUAACUCCUGGUAUAGGUGGGAUGCAGCAACACUUCUUUGAUGAUGAGGACAGAACAGUUCCAAGCACACCAACUCUAGUAGUUCCACAUCGUACAGAUGGAUUUGCUGAAGCAAUUCAUUCCCCUCAGGUAGCUGGAGUUCCUCGAUUCCGAUUUGGACCCCCUGAAGAUAUGCCACAAACCAGUUCAAGUCACUCUGACCUCGGUCAGCUUGCCUCACAAGGAGGUUUGGGAAUGUAUGAAACUCCGCUCUUCCUUGCUCAUGAGGAAGAAUCAGGCGGUCGUAGUGUUCCAACAACACCUUUACAAAUAGCAGCACCAGUUACAGUUUUUACUGAAAGUACAUCAGCUGAUGCUUCAGAGCAUGCUUCUCAGUCUGUUCCAAUGGUUACCACAUCUACUGGCAAUCUGUCCACAACUACAGAGGCUGGAGCAGGUGAUGAUGGGGAUGAAGUUUUUGCGGAGGCAGAAUCUGAAGGAAUUACUUCAGAAGCUGGCCUAGAAAUUGAUAGUCAGCAAGAAGAGGAAUCUGUUCAAGCAUCUGAUGAGUCAGAUCUUCCUUCUACAAGUCAAGAUCCUCCAUCUAGUUCCUCUGCAGACACCAGCAGUAAUCAGCUUAAGCUGUUUCGACGUGUAAGGCUUCAGCCACCAACUUUAAGAACUGGUGUUCGUGGUCGUCAGUUCAACAGACAGAGGGGUGUAACUCAUGCAAUGGGAGGCAGAGGAGGCCUGAACAGAGGCAAUAUUAGUUAAAUGAUCUGUAAUUACAGCUAUGUAUACAAAUGUGCCAGUUUUUGCCUGUGGUUGGUUUAGUGUAAUGAAUGCGUAAAGCAGCAUUUUAUACUUAGAUUUGUGUGCACACAUUUCAAUGUCUUUAUUAAUAAAACUAGACAAACUGUCAAAAUUCAAAUGGUAUCUUUUCUAAAAAAUCCUCUGCUCUGCAUCACUUUUCAGGACAGUUGUACCAGUCUUUAGAUACAGUCUUUCCUGUGAGAGCCGUUACAGGUCUUGCUAUUCUUUUGCCCACAUCCAGACUGUAGUACCGAUCUGAAAUGAAUAGACAUCAGAAUUAAAUUUCAUAAGCUACAGAAAGAAUCUUGAAAUUAAAGCCUGCCUUUUAAUUUUGUUAAGCAUGAAUAGUAGAUUUUCAUUCCACAUCUAUACAAGGAUUUGAAAAGCUAUAAAAAUCCAUUUUUAGCCUCAACUUUUUUGACAUGCAGAUCAUUGUUUAGCUAAAUUUAAUUUCCACAAUACCACUAAUAAUUAAGUCUGUCACAAGAAUAAGGAAUACAGGAGACGCUAGCACUGCUAGAACACAGAAAUAUUUUUAAGAAUUGAGAAACCAAACAAACUAGAAACAAAACAGUCCUGCACCAGUUGUGAAAGUGGGAACUUCUGUGGUCCCUGAGUGUAAUUAUGUAAAAGUUAUCAAAUUAUUUUGGCAGGAACUUAUUUUAGUAUCCUCCUGUAUUUGGAUAUGUGUCUAAUACUUCUAAAUUUUUUUUUUCCACUGAUUAACCAAGAAAAUUUCAAGAAAUGUUUUUAUCUGAUCCUGGCUGAAGGAGAAAGAUCUUCUUAAACUGGAACUAGAAGUAAUUAUUUCCUGGGAAAUCAAAUGGUUCACGUUGCCAGUGAAAAGUCUAUCAAUGUGUGAUGGUCCAAGGAUUUUGAUACAUAAUUGCUCAUUUAAGUGUCAAGAUUUUCUCUUUUUAUAAAUACUAGGACAGUGCAUUCCUCCACAACUGUACAGUUUGAAUUAUUGUACCUCAUUGCUCAUAGUUCUGUAACUUGAUUUUUGAAUAGAAAUAUCUCUCAAUGACAGGCAACAUUUUAUUUCUCAGGGCUUCUCAGUAGUGCUUGCUCAAAAUUAGUGAUGCAGAAUCACAAGUUGUAACUUUGUGCUUUAGAGAGCUCAGAGGUUUCUUUCUUGCCUACUCAUUUGCUCCUUAGUCUUUUUAAAUAGAGUAACUUGUGUUAGCUUUAACUUACUGUAAGAGAAGGCAUAAUAAUCGUAGCCAUCUGGUUUAUUGUAGUUGGGUACUGAGAUCGUUGAAUGAACUACUUUGGGGAGCCCUCUCCAGUAGGCAGUCACUUUAAUUUCCUUGCGCAAAACUCCUGCAAGCAAAAGAAAAGUUAGGAAGUGUCACAGUGUGUCUGCCAAAAGCUAUCAUCUACUUGUAUUAUCUAGAUCAAACAAGAAUUACUAGAUUGAGAAGAAACUGAAGUGUUAUAUUAGGAAAAAAAUGGAACAAUGUUACAUUUCAGAAGCUACAAAGAUUACAAUGGUUGUAUAAAAAAAAAAAAAAAAAAAAAAGAAUAAACAUAA